Lineus longissimus is the source of this 3262-nucleotide messenger RNA. RefSeq lists its product as uncharacterized. Lineage: Eukaryota; Metazoa; Nemertea; Pilidiophora; Heteronemertea; Lineidae. The transcript has 10 exons. The record is from RefSeq and is a predicted model, not a curated record. The coding region runs from base 151 to 2511 and encodes 786 amino acids.
AAGACUGCAUUUAGUACAUGUACAUGCAUGUUAUACGUGCUAGGCCAUAGGCUUAUCAAUAUUCUGAAGACAUUUCUUUGGGCUACAUAUUGACCUAAAGAUCUAUUUUGAAUCAGAUGUUUUUCGUGAUGUCACAAUAACCACCUUAAGAUGGCUGUAGAGUACCUGAACGUGUUAAAUUCCUUGGAUUUGGGGCUUCAUUCCAAGGAACUCUUCAAGAAGACGAUGAAGAGGCGCCCCCUAGGUGACAUUGAAACAAGACAUGCCGUUCGUGCGCCAAGAAAUCCUGUCCUUUCGAUGCGGCUGGUCGAUGUCAGUGAUGUCGCUCAAAAGACGUCGUACCGUCCAAAGUCCUCCUCUGAUAUUGUGGAGAGACAGAGGGAAGAAUUUCAUAGACUAUGUGCGAGAAGUGCAAAGAGCGCAAGUGUGCCAAGACCAAAACACUCCCAAGAAGAGAAUCGAAACAAGCCUUAUACAACUAUAAUCCAGGUGAAAGGUGAAAAUACCCAUAAGGCAAGCAACCGUCCUCAGUCGUGUCCCAAUACAUUACUUACAAGUAGCUGGAGGAAUCCGGCUUUGAAGAGACCAACAAGUGGACCACAGCGGCCUAAAACAAGUGCCAGUGGCUCCUCGACCCCUCAAACGGAAUCCCGCCUUACCGUCCAGAUCGACCCGGAAUACUACGAGAGGUCUUUGGCAAAAAAACAAUGCGAAUCUCAAAUCGGCACACAUCGUAAAGAUGAAAAUCAUAAUCUGAAUGUGGGAAUCUUCAUUCGUGGGAAGAAGAAGGAGGGACAAACAGACAAGGACACGCAGUGGCUCACGUUUGGGGGCGGAGUCAGAAAUAGUGCUGGAGUAGUUGAUGCUUUUUCAGUCAUGAAGAACUCAGAGGAAUACUUUAGUAUUGACGGCCGCACAGGUAUGGUGGUCGCUAAAAACCUGCAAAAAACUGACAAAGUUCAAAUAGGGGUCAAUGGGAGACUGUCAAAGACAACUUCCAGCCGGACUCUUCAGAGCACGCAGAAUAAUGCCAGUGAAGAACAAAACAAAGAGUUUGGGCAAUUGAACGUCGACCUUUGGGAUCUCCCCGACAUGGGCCAGGUGGGUGUAAAGGACGAGAUCAAAGAGCCUGUGCCCCUCUGCUGGUCAGACCAGCUAAAGAAACCAGAGGUCAAAGUCUGGACGGCUAGAGGUGAACAGUCUGAGAAACAGAAACCAAGUGUCAGCGAGACAAAACCAGUCAUAUUCAACAAACUUCUCCCUGAAGAGGAAAAACCGUCUCAGCUUGUGUCACCACGCCGGAUGCCAUCGCCAGAUGGAUACAAGGUACGACAGCGAACAAAAAUACGGAAGUGGCUCGACGGAACGGAUACUAAUUUCAUGACGAUAUUAAGCAUCGAUGCUCGUGGAGAAGAAGAAGAUAAAGAUCUCGAGCUCGUCGAUUACGAAAAACUGAUUAACGAUCAGUUUCAGCCACGGGAAACUGGACGAAAAUAUCCUCGCGAAGGCCCACCGAUGAGAUAUAACGAGAUUAACUCGCGUCGUGUUAUGUCUGGGAACCGGAAACCGUCAGGUCGCAGUACCGCUCGUUCUGGUACAGCUGAUUCGAAUAGGUCAUAUGACCCUAAGAAUCUUGUACGCCCUACAUCAAGGAGUAUCUCUUCUGGGACACUCUCUGGUGGGAGUCCCCUCAAGGUCACACCAGCAAGCCCAACUUCAAGGGCUGCACCAGUGCGGACAAUCGUUACUCAGCCGCAGAAACAACAAUCGCCACAGGCUGGUAAAAUAAUCCGUGGCAAAACUAGCGAUAAAAUGGGGCGUACGCCACCUAGUAUAAGUGCUAAUUACAAUCAGGGUGAUACGAGUUUUAUUCAGAUAACUCAGAGUGUUGGGCCUACUCCAGGACAAGUAGAUGACGCCCAUAUCUCUAACAAGGAUGUAAGUAGUGUGCAUGAAAAUUCAUACACCAUGGAUUUUUCCACGGAAAAACAAGACUUCCGUGGUCCAGGUUACUAUGGGGACACUGUACCUGCUGGUAUGAACACCCCAGUCUCAAUGACCUCACAACUACACAACACACCACAUCCAAUUGAUGUCCCGGCAGUUGAUAUGGUGUCUGAGGGCACAUCUGUGUGCGAGGUUGAUGAGCAUAAAAUGAUAAAUGCGGAAUCACUUCAGGAAAUACCGGAAGCUGAUGAUGCUGCAGAGACCAAGGAUCCUGGAAAUAUUACGGAAAUAAAAGAUGAUGAUGAUGCUGAGGAGGAGGGGGAGUCAAGAGAUGUGAGAAAGAUGAUUCCUGCGCCGAGUCCAGUCGCGCCAAGUCAAGCUCCGCAAUCAGAAAUGGAAGAUCCCUUGUUGAUUGCAAAUAUAACUGAAACUGAAAAAACUGAAAUUGAAGAGAAGGAAUUUAACAUAUCUGUCUCAAUCAAACCUCGUGAUAUGUCUGGGGAGAAUACCCCGGAGGAUGGUUCAGUGCAUAUGGACAGUGGGCGCCAAUCUCCGGAGAAUUGAUCAGCGCCUGUGAUCUAUGUAUAUUCCUGGCUUGUCAUUGUCCUUGAUUUGUAUCAGUACUCUCUUGUCUCUUGCAGGACAUCUGAUUUGCUGCUAAUAGUUGAAUCAUAAGAUAUGCUGAAAUCGUGGUCUGAUUCAGCUUAAAGGCUUGAAAUUAAGCGUAAUAAUUUAUCUUAAAAUGCCUUGUAUUAUCAAAAUUGGUUUGACCUGUGUUGUCUCAAUCAUUAAAAAAGGACCUUGAAUUUAUUUUAAACAUUAGUCUUCGUACAUGUUAUUCUAGUUGUUCCAAGAACAGAAUGGUCACCUAAAGUGUCUCUCAGUUCUGAGUAAGUGCCGAAGGGGAGCUGAGGGAGAGAAAGGACCACCGAAUGGGGGCUUUUGACUGCCUGUCUCAUUGACAAGAGUUGGCACCCUUAGCCGGUGAAAACCAGAACAUAGAUAUGCAUACCCAGAUUGGUUGAGUGACCCUGUAUGUUUGACUUUCAAUCUUUUUGGAUGCACAAUGUCCAUGUCUCUAAAAAGUGUUAUAUAUCGGAGUGUUUGAUGUAGCUCAAGUAAAAAAGUGCAAAAUUACAUUUGUUUAGUCAUCAUAGAGAGUAACUUGAGUCUGUUUUAUUGUGUCAUGUGAAUUUUGUAUAGGUCCUUUUUGGUGUCCUGUCAUAUUUUCUAAAUAGAUCGAAGUGUGCCAAAGCAUGGACUUGAAACUAUUUUUCUAUCCCUUUUGAAAUGUAAAAAAUAGGAAAUAUAUGUU